GAGAAAACGAAACUCACUGUCGGUGCAGGAUCUGUGGGGUCUGCUGGGAUCUGGAAGUAGACAGGAAAUAGAGACAGGAAAAGAUGGACUGCUGUUACCUCUGCUCCUUGUAGAAGUUUGUUAAUUAAUGAAAUAAUUUUUAAAAUGAAUUGAUGUUAAUGUUUGAACUGCUGACGUCAUGAUGGAGGGAGAGAACUACGUCGCUAAACUGAACGAGUUUGGACAGAGGACUCCUUCAGUCAUCAGAUAUGAAGACGUGGGAGUUGAAGGGCCGGACCACAUCAGAACGUAUACCGUCAGAGUCACCCUGAAUGGAAAGGCGUAUCCUGAAGGAGUGGGGAACAGCAAGAAGGAAGCCAAAAAGAAUGCAGCUAAAAACGCCUGGAUAGCCUUGAUGAAGGAGACGACUGAAACUAGCGAGAAAACAGCAGAAGUUUCUGUUACACCUGUGCAACAGACAAAUAACAAGGCUGUCAACUUUGUAAGUUGGCUCAACGAAUACGGGAACAAGACUAGACUGUUGGUAAAACCUGUGGAGUCUACAAGAGAGGGAGCUAAUAGUGCUUUUCACUUCGUGGUUGGUGAUAAGGAGUAUCCAGUUGCAAUCGGGAAAAACAAGAAGGAAGCAAAGGAGGAGGCAGCAAAGCUCGUGUAUCACGAGAUAUGUGGCAAUAAAACUACAGAGACAGAGGAUGAGAAAAGCAGCGGUGUGUCGAGUCGACAGGAGGAGGAACUGAACAUCAUCAGCGAUAAGAAACAGAGCCCGAGUGUGGUAACUAAAGGCGUAGAUGUUACCGAUUCAAAUUACAUCGCACUCCUCAACAACUACUGUCAGAAAACAAAGCGGUUCCAUGAUUACAUCUUUGAGAAGAGAUCUGGUCCCGCUCAUAGCCCUCUGUUUUAUUACAGAGUCACGAUCGACAAAAAGGAAUAUCCCGUGGCUGAGGGCAAGAAUGUCAAGGAAGCCAAACAGAAUGCGGCUCAGCUGGCCUGGUCUGCUUUUCAAGAGCAGUCAGAUUUUGACAGCAAGUUAUCUCUCGGGUGUGUUGUGUCUGAUGAAGUUACAGCAGCGACGUCGUCCACGCCAUCAAGGACACCGUCAAGUGACACCAACUCAAAAAGUGCGCCAACAACUUCAAGUGACUCUUUUAUUGUUUUUAGCAACCCAUCAACUCCUGCCAAAGACCAGAGUCCUGCUGUGAAGCCUAAAAUAAAACUCGCUGCCAAUUUCAAAAAUGCCCACGACCGCAGCAAAGAGGAUAUGGUUAACUUCAACUGUAAGAAAGACGGAAACAGUCUGAGCGAGAAAUCAUCGAACCAGUCCGUCACCUCCAGCAGGUUUACUUUAGAGUUUGACUCCAUAAAUCUACUUGGCAAAGGAGGCUUCGGUUUUGUUUUCAAGGCACGAAGGAAACUAGAGGACAAACUUUACGCCGUGAAGGUCGUCCACUGGAAACAAAAAGCUCUGAGAGAAGUGGCGGCGUUAUCCGACCUGAACCACAGCAACAUCGUUCGAUACUACACCUGCUGGCUGGAGGAUUCAGAAUACCACUGGGAAGGCACAGCAGACAGUUUCAGCAGCUCCCAGUCGACCGGUAACUCAGAGAAGAAGUGCCUCUACAUUCAGAUGGAGCUGUGUGAGAACAGAACUCUGAAGGAGUGGAUAGAUGAGAAGAAUAUGCAGAAUUCAAAGAAGUCUCAGCGAAGUUUCAAGAGGAGAGAGGAGAGUCUUUGUAUUGCUCUGCAGAUAGUCGGUGGAGUGGAGUACUUUCACUCCAUGAACUUCAUCCACAGAGACCUGAAGCCUGCCAACAUCAUGUUCGGGAGAAACGGGGAAGUGAAGAUCGGAGACUUCGGCCUGGUCACCAAUGAGAACGACGACGAUGACAACCUGGUGGAGAGGACCGAGCGCAAAGGAACCCGGUCGUACAUGGCCCCUGAGCAGAUGAGCGGGAAGACUUAUGACAAAAAGGUGGACAUAUUUGCUCUGGGGUUGAUCUAUUUUGAACUCCUGUGGUACGUCUCCACUUACAUGGAAAGGAAGGCGAUUUGGAACGAUGUCAGGACCCAAAAACCUCCUCAAGGAUUUUCACACAAAUUCCCCCUCGAGAGUCAGAUAAUAAAGUCGAUGCUGAGUGUGAAGCCAGAAGACCGACCUGAAGCAAGUCAACUGAAGACAGAGCUGGAGGAAGGCUCUCGUAUACUCACGGCCCGUAAAGACGCUCAUCGUGACAAUCGGACCUUCUGAUAGCGUCACGAGAGGAAAACGGUUGUCAGCGGGUCGCCACGGUUAUCUCAUGAUCUCAAUUAUUUGAGCUGAUUGCUUUCAUUUCCAACAUCUAGAUUUUAAAUGAACAAACAUGUCUGUAGAUAAAGAUGGACGACGCUUCCAUUGGCCUCUCAGACGGCACGGGGAGCUCUAGUGGUUUGGGCUUCACUUUUGGGGAGUUGCUGUCAUGUUGCUCAUAUUUAUGCAGUGUGAUAAAAAACGAACCUCCGUCAUGUUUUCCAACAUUUAAAGUCAGACUGAUGUCUCUAAAUGCCGCCUUGUUGCACCUUGUUUUUUGAAGUCUUUUAAGCACCUUAUUAGAAAACGAGCGCCCCUCUCUCUGAUGCACUUCUAAUGUUCAAACACGCUUUAGUGUCUGGAAAAAAUACUUGUUUUUUAAAGACAGGCAGGUUCCUUUUUCUGCUGGUAUGAAAUAUUAUUCUAGUCAAUGUGUUAACUUCCACUGGAUCCGCUCUGUUGCGUUCGGGCAGCGUCUCUGAUCCGGCAGGUCGGCGUUCUGAAAACGCAACCGGUGGGUGUUGACGGACGAGAGAACACGGAGCCGGACUGCAGCAGAUCAGAGACAGACCAGACAUGGAUCUGGUGGAAGCCCUAGCCCUGAUUCUAUGAUCAGAGCUGCACACUAUGCAGCGGUCUAUUAUGCAGAAAUAACAGACCUCACAAAGCCGUUAUCAACCAAUCAGGAGUAAAUAUUAAAUGAACAGUAAUAAUAAUAAUAAUGCAAAUAUAAUAAACUUGAUUUUUAAAGAAGUGCUAAAUUUAAAUCAGUUAUGAUAUUUAUGGAUUAUGGGGAAAGUUAUCAAGCCACAAUGUAUUUUGAUGAAAUACUCAAAGCAAAAUAAUGUAUCCAGAAGAAAGGGCAAAAUGUUUUAAUCACAAAUAAUCAUGUCCUGUGAGAUGUCCUGGUCAGCUGGUUUUAAUAUUUUUAUUCUUGAAUUGGUUAAAUGUGUUUACAGUGAUGUCAUGUCACGACCCCUGCUCUGUAAAUAAAUGUUAAUUGCACUCUAAAACUUUUACAUCUUGAGUUUAAAGUUUUCAUUUCCUUGAUUUUGUUUUAAACGAUGUUUAUGUGACGAGUUUUUAACUGAUUUUGAAAAAGUGACGCUCUCAUACUGACAUUGCAAUAAAAUGAGAUUAUCAGAUCGGUUCA
Messenger RNA from Notolabrus celidotus (New Zealand spotty), 3440 nucleotides. It is a transcript of the gene eif2ak2, whose product is annotated as eukaryotic translation initiation factor 2-alpha kinase 2. NCBI's taxonomy places the organism in Eukaryota, Metazoa, Chordata, Actinopteri, Labriformes, Labridae. The transcript is spliced from 19 exons. Gene Ontology annotation, molecular function: protein kinase activity; double-stranded RNA binding; ATP binding. The record is from RefSeq and is a predicted model, not a curated record. Bases 179 to 2248 code for a protein of 689 amino acids. Gene Ontology annotation, biological process: protein phosphorylation.